Molecule: messenger RNA, 3534 nt
Organism: Bipolaris sorokiniana ND90Pr
Lineage: Eukaryota; Fungi; Ascomycota; Dothideomycetes; Pleosporales; Pleosporaceae
Exons: 3
Coding region: 1-3534 (1177 amino acids)
Biological process (GO): isoprenoid biosynthetic process; coenzyme A metabolic process; ergosterol biosynthetic process
Cellular component (GO): endoplasmic reticulum membrane; peroxisomal membrane
Molecular function (GO): protein binding; hydroxymethylglutaryl-CoA reductase (NADPH) activity
Source: RefSeq, a predicted model, not a curated record
AUGCUAGGAUCACUCGCCAGCCGCUGGCAGGCGACGGGCGACCAGCAAAAGACUGCCCCAACCUGGUUCGACCGUCACCUGUUCCCCGUCCUGCUCUCGGUAGCCAAGAAGGCAUGCACGCAUCCCAUCCACACCAUUGUCACCAUUGCCGUCCUCGCCAGCUACUCAUACCUCGGCGUCUUGGACAGGGGACUCUUGGAGAGCGGCAUCGAGGAUGUCUCCAACAAUGUCGACUUCCAGUCCCUUUUGGCGGGCAGUAAGACACUGAGGGUUGGAGAAGAAACAUCAUGGCAGUGGGAGGCCUCGGACGCCAGAGGCAGUGCUGCCGACAACGCCCAGGUAUGUCCCACUCACUCGCAUCUCUCCAAACCUCAUGAGCUCACAUGCCCGCCUGCACAGGAGCUCGCCCUUGUCACCCUCGUCUUCCCUUCGUCCAGCACCCUCAACUCGGCCCCCUCGCAACAAUCCGUCCCUCAGAAUGUGUCCGCACAGCUCCUUCCCAGCUCCUACAGCUCCUUCUCCACUCUUUCCCACGACACCUCGCUCGCAUACGCCAUGCCAUACGAUGAGGCUGCCAAAUUCCUCGAGGCCAUGCAAGAGAUCCCCGCACCAGAGGAUAUCACCCAAGCCCAGAGCUCUGCGCAUGAAGGCUCCCGCGAGCAGAAGAAGUGGAUGAUGCAUGCCUCCAAGCACGGCAAUGCCCCUUCAGGAAUUCGCAACUCGAUCAUCGACUCUUGGACCUCAUUCCUUGACCUACUCAAGAAUGCCGACACUGGUGACAUUGUCAUCAUGGCCAUGGGAUACCUUGCCAUGCACCUGACGUUCGUGUCCCUCUUCCUCGCCAUGAGGCGACUGGGUUCCAACUUUUGGCUGGCUGCUGCUGUUCUAUUGCAAUCCGCCUUUGCCUUCCUCUUUGCCCUCGCUGUGACGACUUACUUCGGUGUCUCUAUCAACUUGAUCCUUCUUUCCGAAGGACUUCCCUUCCUAGUUGUCAUCAUCGGAUUUGAAAAGCCCAUCGUUCUCACAAAGGCUGUCUUGUCUGCCUCCUUGGACGGCCGACGAGCCGCCGAGGAGAAGCGAGGCGAGCCUGUAACGAUUCAAUCCGCCGUGCAAACAGCUAUCAAGAAGACUGGCUUCGAGGUUGUCCGUGAUUACUUCUUUGAGAUUCUGGUUCUCGUUGCAGGCGCCUUGUCUGGAAUCCAAGGUGGUCUACGCCAGUUCUGUUUCCUAGGUGCCUGGAUUCUCUUCUUCGAUGCCCUCAUGCUUCUGACCUUCUACACGUCUAUUCUUACCGUCAAACUUGAGAUCAACCGAAUCAAGCGUCAUGUUGCUCUUCGCCGUGCUCUCGAAGACGACGGCAUUGACGGCAAGGUCGCUGAGAGCGUUGCUGCGAGCAACGACUGGCCUAGUGCUCGUGACGUGCAGUUCAGCAGCAACAGCACGACUGUCUUUGGAAAGAAGAUCACUGUCCCCAAGUUUAAGAUUUUUAUGGUCGCUGGAUUUUUCCUUGUCAACAUCCUCAAUGUUACCACCCUCAAGUUUGGCCUUGCACCUUGCAAGUCCUAUUUUGUCUCUGUUGUUGGUUCUACCCCUCCACUAGAUCCUUUCAAGGUUGCUGGAAGUGGUUUGGAUCACAUCUUUGAGCAGGCAAAGGAAGCCGCAACAUCGACCAUUGUUACUGUUCUCAUGCCGAUCAAGUACGAGCUCGAGUUCCCUUCGAUUCACUACGCCGGGCCUUCUCUUUCCAACUCAGACCAUGCCUUUGGCACUAACAUUAGCACCCACAUUGUCGAUGGCGUGCUCAAGAGUCUGGAAGAUCCAUUCCUUAGCAAGUGGAUCGUACUUGCGCUUGUCAUGAGCGUGGUCCUCAACGGUUACCUCUUCAAUGCUGCUCGAUGGACAAUCAAAGAGCCGCACAAGCCACUGGAUCCUCCUUCUCCCUCCGAAGUCCUAGACGGAGCCCCCACUGUCCCCGGAACCCCUCGCAUUCCAUCCAUGCACAUGCCUACGCCGCCCCGUACCCCCGGCCCAGAUGAACAAGCCAAAUGUCUGCAGCCGCUUACACAAGUCCAGCCAAGACCCCAGCCAGAGAUUCCAGCAGGCCCAACGGAAGAGCAGCAACGCCAGCCUAACCGCGCUUACGAGGUUCUUGAGCAAAUGAUCAAGGAGAAACAGGCCCCUAAGAUGACCGAUGAGGAACUGAUUGAGAUGUCGCUAAGGGGUAAGAUCCCAGGUUACGCACUGGAGAAGACUCUUGGCGAUAAGACUCGCGCUGUCAAGAUUCGCCGAGGUCUCGUUUCCCGAACACACGCUACACGAGAAACAUCAACUCUGCUGGAACGCUCACUUCUGCCAUACAAGGACUACAACUACGAUCUUGUCCAUGGCGCAUGCUGUGAAAACGUUGUUGGUUAUCUCCCUCUCCCCCUUGGUGUUGCCGGCCCAAUGCUCAUCGACGGCCAAAAUUACUUCCUCCCCAUGGCAACUACUGAAGGUGUCCUUGUCGCUUCAACUUCGCGCGGUGCAAAGGCUAUCAACGCUGGUGGCGGUGCCGUUACUGUUAUCACUGGCGAUGGCAUGACUCGUGGACCCUGUAUUGGAUUCGACAGCCUCGUACGCGCAGGUGCUGCCAAGAUCUGGCUUGACUCAGAAGAAGGCCAGAGGACCAUGAAGGACGCUUUCAACUCUACUUCUCGCUUCGCCAGGCUGCAAUCGAUGAAAUCUGCUAUUGCCGGAACCAACAUCUACGUUCGCUUCAGGGCUACGACUGGCGAUGCCAUGGGCAUGAACAUGAUUUCCAAGGGUGUUGAGCAUGCUCUGAACGUCAUGGCCAAUGACUGCGGCUUCGAAGACAUGCGUGUGGUCGCUGUUUCUGGUAACUACUGUACCGACAAGAAGUCUGCUGCCAUCAACUGGAUCGACGGCCGUGGCAAGGGUGUUGUUGCCGAAGCCAUGAUUCCCGGUUCCGUUGUCCGAUCAGUCCUCAAGUGUGAAGUCGAUGAUCUUGUCCAGAUGAACAUUUCCAAAAACUUUAUCGGCUCAGCCAUGGCGGGUGCUAUGGGUGGAUUCAACGCGCACGCUGCCAAUAUCGUUGCUGCGGUCUUCUUGGCUACCGGUCAAGAUCCUGCCCAGGUUGUUGAAAGUGCCAACUGCAUUACCAUCAUGAACAAUGUCAACGGCAACCUCCAGAUUUCGGUUUCUAUGCCUUCGAUAGAAGUCGGCACCAUUGGUGGCGGAACCAUUCUUGAGCCCCAGUCUGCCAUGCUCGACCUGCUCGGCGUACGGGGUGCCCACCCAACCUCUCCCGGUGACAAUGCUCGCCAGCUCGCUCGCGUCAUUGCCGCCGGUGUGCUUGCGGGCGAACUGUCGCUUAACAGUGCGCUGUGCGCUGGCCACCUGGUCAAGGCGCACAUGGCACACAACAGGAGUAACGUUCCCUCCCGAGCGCCCACACCCGGCACCAUGACGCCCGUUGCGUCAGGUACUGGACUGAGCCUGAUGAAUGCAGCUGCGGGAAUUGUGCCCAAGCGAUAG